Messenger RNA from Formica exsecta, 3895 nucleotides. Its product is annotated as gem-associated protein 6-like. Gene Ontology annotation, biological process: spliceosomal snRNP assembly; spliceosomal complex assembly. Lineage: Eukaryota; Metazoa; Arthropoda; Insecta; Hymenoptera; Formicidae. The coding region runs from base 154 to 693 and encodes 179 amino acids. Gene Ontology annotation, cellular component: SMN complex; nucleus. The record is from RefSeq and is a predicted model, not a curated record. The transcript has 3 exons.
UGGUUUUUUCCCGUAGUAUCUAAAUAUGUAAUAUUUUAUAUAGGGAGUUCCAUUUGAAAUUAUAAAGUUAUCCCCGCCUCCCUUAAAGGGGGAGAGGGGCCGACUUUAUGUUUACGUAGUUAGAAAGGUCCCUUGAAUACAUGAAACUUUCUCAUGAACAACUUUUUGAUUCGACAAAAAUUUUUACUUCAAAAUAUGAGCUCGCAAGAAGAUAAUUUAAAUUCUUUGCAUAAAGUAUACAAAAAUGAUCCAAUUUUAUUCAGUAAUUAUGUCGAAAAAGAGGUUAAGAUAAUGAUGAAGGAUGAAAACGUCUACUAUGGUACUGUUUAUACAGUUGAUCCGGUAUCGGAAAGUAUUGUGCUCUUACAGUCAGGAACAUCUACGCAAUAUCGUUUAAAAAUAAUAUUCAACCAUGCCAUUAAGAAUAUCGAAGUAAUAUCGAAAACGAAAAAAAUCGUGCCAGAAUUGUUCCAGCCUGCAAAACUUUCACAAGCGACAGUUACUAAAAGAAAGGAUAUCAUUAUACAAUUAUUAUUGGAUAAUCGAUUUCCAGUCAAAGAGGAGAAUGAUGUCCUAUUGAUCGAAGAUACUGUAUCAAUAGAACCUCCAUAUUAUCCCGAAAAUUGCACGUGUACUAACAGUAUUAUUCUUACCAGAAUACAAAAUAUUUUAAUGCGUGUAAAUAUUGAAUAAAAUUAAUUACGCUCAACAAAAUACAAAAUCAUAUUUCAAGAUGCCUUGUCAAAUUUUACAGAGGGUGUUUCAUUACAGAAUUUUGAAUUGUACUAUAUAAGCCAAUUUAGAAUAGAUUAUCAAAAUAUCGAAACGCUAAUAAUUUACGAGUUAUAAGCCUCUAAAAAUAGCACAUUUCACAAAUUGAACAUUGAGAAACUAAAUGGAUGAUAAAAUUACAUUGUUCAGUUAAUUUUAGAUGAAUAUCCUGUAUAAUAUUGCAUUCACAUAUGUAUUGAAAUAUGUAAGGGAGUUUCAAUAUAUAAUAGUUCAGUUGUUUGUAUAUAGUAAUAAUAUAUUUUACCAAAAGCAUUUGCUUUGCUAAUUACAAAAAUAGCCUUAUUUAUCAUUAGGAAUGUAUUUAUUACAUGCUGUGAAAUUGAGGAAUUUUUUAAAACCCAAUAAUUCAAGAAUUUUCAUUCUCUGGAUUUUUUUUAAACGAUCACCGAGGAAAGAAAGUAUUAAACUUUAAAAAAAUUUCUUUCGGUUUCCUAAUAAAAAAUAAUUUUCCGCUUCGCAAAACGGUGUUUUACCUAAAGUAUGACAUUAAUGCAUUUUAAGACUGUUAAUUUAAAAAGUAGGUUUACAAUUUACAGCAAUUGAUUUGUGUACAUAUAUGUGAUAUUUUUUACAUUUAUAUAUGUGAAAUAAUGUGAAGAUUGCGAAAAGCUAUCUGACAAGAAUAGAUGAUUAUAAUAACUAUCCAUUUUGUGAGGGCAGGAACAGCUGUUUCACAGAAGUGUAGUGAAAUGCAGCUGCAGUUAUAAGUUUAUCAUUAUAUAGCUAUUUAGGAUUAAAUGUACAUAAUUAUCCAAUUUAAAAUUAAUGCCAUUAUACUGAAUGAGAGCUUUAUAUUACACAAGAUUCAGAGUUCUUGUAUUAAAUGUGGCACUUAUUCUAACUUCUAACAAAGUUAGAAUAAUGUAUUUCGUGUUAAAUGCAUAACUAGUGGACACACUGGUUUAUGUCUGCUGAAUUUUGAAUUUAUUGGAUUGUCAAGAAUCUCUUAUUACUAUUAGAUUAUGUGUAAUACAAGAUACAUGUAAAAUUGAUAUGUGAUUUACAUAAUGCAGUUUGUGCUAAUAAACAGUUUCAUUCAGUAUCAAGUAUUGGAUACAUUUAAUACACAUGUUAAAUUAUUUAAUUGAAAACGUAAAAAUAGCAUAACUGAAGCGUUUUAAGAAUAAUUACAACAUUUAUGGUCUCCGUCCUUUUAUUGUAACCACAUUGAAUUUUCGUAGUUUCAAUUAACUAGUUGUACUUUAAACUGUAUCUCAAUUAUCUUUAAUUCUUAAUUUAAACUAGCUAUAUAAAUACAUAUCGAAAUUGGAAAAAUUUCAUAUAUAAAUGAAGAUAUACUAAAUUUAUAUGCAUUAUCUCUGUACUUGCAAAUGGUGAUGGAAUGUUCUUAAAAAGCUUAUAGUAAUAUUUCGAGUUAUCAGAGGCUAAUUAGCUGAUAAUAUAAAUAAUAAUAAUAGAAUCGAAUCUAUUAUUUUUUUUUAAAUACAGAUAUAUGUUUGAUAUAUGUAUAUGUGCAUAAGCACUUAAAUGUUAUAUAAAGACUUAUUGCUUUAAUUGUUUAACAAGAUACUUUUAGAUAGUUUGUUUUAUAUAUUUAAUGAUACUAUGCCAAAAUUUAAUUCUACUUUUAAUUAUAAAAGAUAUAAAGUAAUUCUGCAUAUGUAAAUACAAAAUGUUAAAAUUUCUUUUUACUCAAGUUUAGGGAUAUUAAUAUAUACAGUUAUGCUUUUUUUAUUUGUAUAAUUUGAUAUGAUAAUAACUAACACUCGGUAUUUUCUGAUAAUUGAACAAUUCCAAUUUUAAGCUUUAACCUUGAAUUGUGCAGAACUGAACAUUUUAUGAUUCUAAAUUUAUGUGUAAAAUAGCAAAAUGAAAUUAGGCAACAUAAUGAUGAGAAAGAAACAAACAAAUCCAGUAUUCCUGUUUGCAGUGAAUACUAUUUUCGUUCGAAUUUUUCUUGAUGCUUAUUCAAACAAUCGCAUCUUUCGAUAUUGUAAAUCAAUUAAAUAAUUUGACAAUUUUGGUUUUGUUCGAAAUGUGAACAUGUUAAAACCUUUCCAUUUUUAUUUCAAAUUAUUCAAAUAAUUUCACACAAAUCAUUUGAAUUUGCGUCCAAGAUCUAAUAAUAAGAUACAAUAAAUUUGACAUAUUUUGUAUUGAAUAUUUAUGUAUAAGAAUUAGAAGCAUAACUUCUAAUUAAUUUUUCUUGUUUCUCUUUAUAUCUAAUUAUUUUUUCUUUUACAAUCAUGUAAUGAUUCAAAUAUGAUUGAAUUUUUUAUGCAAAUUUUUAUGUUACAUUCUAAUAUCAUCUGAUUUAUCAGUGUCAUCAUGUGUUUUCAUAAAUACUAAGAGAUCAUAAUGGUGGCAGUAUAUUUAAUAAAAUAAAAAUGAAAUUUGAAAGCGAUUCAAUAAAAUGAUUUGAGAUAUUUUUAUUGUUAUAUUGUUUAUCGUCAAUGUUACGUAUUAUCUUUCAUUUAAAGUUUGUACAUAAAAAAUUCUUGUUAUAAAAAAAAUAUAUCAAGUACCAAAAUUUUAAAAAGCUAUUUUAAAGACAAACAUUAACGUUCACUUAGCGAUAAAAAUAGUAUUGAUAUGUGACAUUUACUUAAAUUAAGACUGAGAAAUCUGCUUAUUAAUUUUAACGAAUAUUGAAAUCUAUAAUAAUAAUCAGUUCUCUUAGGCCCAGUUGCACCAAUGUUAUUUUGGCUGUAAGCAAGACUUAAAACUUUUGUCAAUAAGCAUUAAUUAAAUCGUUGGUUAACUUAUAGUUUAAAACCUAAAGCCAAAAUAACAUUGGUGCAAGGGGCCUUAGAAAUUAUUGUUUUAAUUAGACCCAAUCAAACAACGUUACGUUAACAGAAAUGAUUAUAUUCUAUAGCGAUAAUGAAACUGAUCUGCGCUAAGUUAUGUGGAAUGUAACAAAUAUGCACAAAAAUUGAUUUUGUACAAAUGCAUUUUUUAAAAUAAUAACGCGUUUUAAACAGUUUUCCAAUAAUAUAAAAACAUGAAUAAUCAAGGUUAACUAUAAUAAGGAGUACAAAAUAUGUGAACUUAUUCAUUACAUAUUCAGACUUGUAGAUGCUCUUGUUUAUCGAUGUUCUCAUUGUAUAACAUGAUAUAAGUGCAAUAAAUGAAUGUUAAC